AUGGAGUUUCAUCUCUUCCUUGGGUACCUAAGAACAAUGUAUUUCUUUGCAGGUAAAGGAUUGUUGGUGCCAAUGGGUUGGCUUACUAAAAUCCUUAAGGGUUCUAGUCACAAAUUCUCAGACGGACAAACCAACGGAAGAUAUAGAGAAGAUAGGAACUUGGAGAGUCCUCGUUACUCUGCGGAUGGAUCUGAUUUUGACAAGGAAGAAAUUGAUUGUGCUAUUGCACUCUCUCUAUCUGAACAAGAACAUGUCAUUCCACAAGAUGACAAAGGAAAGAAAGUAAUCGAGUACAAAUCUGAAACCGAAGAAGACGAGGAUGAGGAUGAUGAUGAAGAAUACACGAGAGCUCAGCUAGAAGCAGCAGAAGAAGAGGAAAAACGGUUAGCUCAGGCUCAAAUCGAGGAAGAAGAAAAACGACGAGCUGAAGCUGAAUUAGAAGAAACAGAGAAACUGCUUGCGAAAGCUCGACUAGAAGAGGAGGAAAUGAGGCGUUCCAAAGCUCAGUUGGAGGAAGACGAGCUAUUAGCCAAGGCCAUUCAAGAAAGUAUGAAUGUUGGAUCUCCUCCUCGUUAUGACUCUGGAAGUAUGUUUCAACCAUUCCCCUUCCUUAAUCCAUCUAGUCACAGGGUAUGCACUGGUUGUCGAGCUGAGAUUGGACAUGGGAGAUUUCUGAGUUGCAUGGGUGGCGUUUGGCAUCCGGAAUGUUUCUGCUGCCAUGCCUGUGAUAAACCCAUCAUAGAUUAUGAGUUCUCAAUGUCAGGAAACAGGCCUUAUCACAAACUAUGUUACAAGGAGCAUCAUCAUCCUAAAUGUGAUGUUUGCCAUAACUUUAUUCCGACGAACUCAGCUGGUCUCAUUGAGUAUAGGGCACAUCCCUUCUGGAUGCAAAAGUAUUGUCCUUCACAUGAGCGUGAUGGAACUCCUCGCUGCUGCAGUUGUGAGCGUAUGGAGCCUAAAGAUACAAAGUAUCUGAUACUUGAUGAUGGUCGAAAACUGUGUCUUGAAUGUCUCGACUCAGCCAUUAUGGACACUCAUGAAUGCCAACCAUUGUACCUCGAGAUACGUGAGUUUUACGAAGGCUUGCACAUGAAAGUGGAACAGCAAAUUCCUAUGCUCUUGGUCGAAAGAUCAGCUCUCAACGAAGCUAUGGAAGGAGAGAAACACGGACAUCAUCACUUACCUGAAACCAGAGGACUCUGUUUGUCUGAAGAACAAACUGUCACCACGGUGUUAAGGAGACCAAGAAUUGGGGCAGGCUACAAGUUGAUAGACAUGAUCACAGAGCCUUGCAGGCUCGUACGCCGUUGUGAAGUCACUGCAAUUCUCAUUCUUUAUGGACUUCCUCGUUUAUUAACUGGAUCAAUCCUUGCUCAUGAGAUGAUGCAUGCAUGGCUUCGACUAAAUGGGUAUCCAAAUCUUAGACCAGAAGUGGAAGAAGGGAUCUGUCAGGUUUUAGCUCACAUGUGGUUGGAGUCCGAGACAUACGGUGGCUCUGCAUUAAUAGAUGUCGCUUCGUCUUCUUCUGCAGCAGCAUCAUCGUCAGCUGCGGUCAUUGCAGCGUCCAAGAAAGGGGAGAGGUCAGAAUUUGAGAAGAAACUUGGUGAGUUUUUCAAGCACCAGAUAGAGUCAGAUUCAUCAUCGGCAUAUGGGGAUGGGUUCAGGCAAGGUAACCAAGCUGUUCUUACGCAUGGUCUGAGGAGAACACUCGACCAUAUUCGCUUGACUGGUACAUUUCCUUAA
This is a messenger RNA of Microthlaspi erraticum, 1743 nucleotides long. NCBI's taxonomy places the organism in Eukaryota, Viridiplantae, Streptophyta, Magnoliopsida, Brassicales, Brassicaceae. The record is from the annotation of a GenBank genome assembly.